CGAAAACCGUAUGUCGAUAUAUCAAAGUGUCGAAUGAAAAUGAUGUCAACGUGAGCGAACGAGAGAGUUAUAACGUAUCGCGUAACUUAUGAUCGAGUCGAAGAAUGGAUUCUACCUGAUUAAGGUUCGAUCGAUCGUUCGUGACCUUGGUAUCAAAAAGAAGAAAGGACAAGGAAACUACAACGAUAUUAUUGAGAAGAAAUUUCUAAGGAAUCCUAUCCUUCUUCUCCUUCCAAAAUAUACAAAAUUGAUGAGAGAACAAAAUGGCUAAAUACACAGUCAAAGAAGAGUACGAUCUUGAAAAUUACAAACAAGUUAGACUGACCGGUUUUAACAACAACGAUCCUGAUCUAAGUAAUAACCUUGAAACUAGACUGGCCAUCGUUCAUCUUUCUAGCAAAGACGAUAAAGAGAGCAAGGAUGACGUAAACCGUACCAAUAAUUUUCUACUUUCGUCGAUGAGGAAUUGGUUGUGUCGAAGAAUAAAAAAGACGUGUAAAAAAAAGUUGCUUUACAAAAGGAUACCUAUUCUAGCAUGGUUACCAAAAUAUCGUAAAGAAUUUAUAGCGAGUGACUUGGUAGCUGGAGUCACUGUUGGUUUAACGGUCAUACCACAAGCCAUAGCUUACGCCAAUGUUGCUGGUCUACCUCUACAAUAUGGUCUCUAUUCAUCUUUUAUGGCAUGCUUCGUAUAUACUAUCUUAGGUUCCUGCAAGGACGUUCCAGUAGGACCAACAGCGAUAGCUGCAAUUUUAACAAGAGAAACCCUUCAAAAAUCUCACUUAGGACCAGACUUUUCUGUUUUAUUGACCUUCGUUUCUGGCUGUAUAUCCUUGCUAAUGGGCAUAUUGCAAUUAGGUUUCUUACUCGAUUUUAUUUCGGGACCAGUCUCAGUUGGUUUCACCUCAGCCGCAUCGAUCAUCAUCGCUACCAGUCAAAUGAAAGAUAUCUUAGGAAUUAAUAUAUCUGGUGGAAAGUUCUUAGAAGUCUGGCAAAUGAUCUUUGAAAAGAUCAGCGAUAUCAAACCGUGGGACACUACAUUAGGAGUUGUAUGCAUAAUCGUUUUGUUACUUCUCAGGAAAGCUAAAGAUUUGCCGAUAAUGACACGAAAUGUUAAGAUGCCAACAAAAAUUCAACUAACGCUGAGAAAACUUAUUUGGUUGAUCUCGACUGCCAGAAAUAUCUUAAUCGUUGUCGUUUGUGCUGUUAUAUGUUGGCUAUUGGAAAUUUAUCUUGGCUCAUCACCAGUCAUUUUAACGGGAGAAGUAAAAGCAGGUUUACCGGAUUUUCAUUUGCCACCUUUCCAAUCGAGUAUCGGUAAUGAAACCUAUCACUUCAGUGACAUGGUGACUGAAUUAGGUUCCGGAUGUCUAGUCGUACCUUUAUUAAGUCUUCUGGAAACUAUCUCCAUCGCCAAAGUAUUCAAUGAUGGCAAUCCUAUAGACGCCACUCAAGAAAUGUUAGCAUUGGGUGUAUGCAACGUAAUUUCCUCUUUCGUAUCAUCGAUGCCAGUCAGUGGUGGGCUCAGUCGAGGUGCUGUUAACCAUUCCUCUGGUGUUAGAACAACUUUAGGUGGAAUAUACACAGGUCUUCUCGUCCUAGUAUCAUUACAAUUUCUUACUCCAUAUCUUCGAUAUAUUCCUAAAGCAGCACUCGCAGCAGUUAUCAUAGCAGCUGUGGUCUUUAUGGUUGAGUUCCAUGUAAUCAAGCCAAUAUGGAGAACUAAAAAGAUCGAUCUGGUGCCUGCGAUUGUAACAUUUUUAUGCUGUCUCUUUGUGAGAUUAGAAUUAGGUAUAGUGAUUGGCAUAGGUGUUAAUCUUUUAUUCUUGCUUUAUGCAUCGGCCAGACCAUCUUUGCGAGUCCAAAAAGCUACGAGCAUAAGCGGCUGCGAAUAUCUUGUCAUAACUCCAGAUAGAAGUCUUGUCUUUCCAAGUGUCGAGUACGUUCGAGCUGUAAUUAGUAAACAGGGAACAAAACAGGGUGUAACAGUACCCGUUGUUAUUGAUUCUACUCACAUUCAAGCUGUUGAUUUUACUGCUGCUAAGGGGGUGAAGAACUUGAUAGAAGAUUUCUCAAAACGUGGUCAACCAUUGAUAUUUCACAAUUUAAAGCCUAGCAUCAUUGAAAUAUUUAGAGGAGUAAAACCUUCGAGUUUGAAGUGUAGCUCUAGCGAACUCGAAUUAAAUGAUUGUCUUAAAGAAUAUUCGGAUAUUUUGAUGACAACUAUAAGCAGGUAUUGAAUAAAUGUGAACAUUGUUGAUGAUUCCUUAAACGCACAGACCGUCCUUCUUUUCGCUUUUGGCAGGUAACAGUAUUAUGUCAGCACUUUAGAAUUAAAAUGCCAACUGCGUUUAUAUUAUAUCUGAUAUUUAUAUUAACCUGAUUCACAUUAUACUGUUGCUUACGUAUGAAAAAAUGAUCCGCCGAAGU
Polistes canadensis is the source of this 2430-nucleotide messenger RNA. Its product is annotated as sodium-independent sulfate anion transporter-like. Gene Ontology annotation, biological process: transmembrane transport. The transcript is spliced from 11 exons. The record is from RefSeq and is a predicted model, not a curated record. Lineage: Eukaryota; Metazoa; Arthropoda; Insecta; Hymenoptera; Vespidae. Gene Ontology annotation, molecular function: sulfate transmembrane transporter activity. Gene Ontology annotation, cellular component: membrane. Bases 264 to 2240 code for a protein of 658 amino acids.